Messenger RNA from Cornus florida, 5188 nucleotides. Its product is annotated as DExH-box ATP-dependent RNA helicase DExH7, chloroplastic. The transcript has 37 exons. Lineage: Eukaryota; Viridiplantae; Streptophyta; Magnoliopsida; Cornales; Cornaceae. Gene Ontology annotation, cellular component: intracellular anatomical structure. Gene Ontology annotation, molecular function: RNA binding; ATP binding. The record is from RefSeq and is a predicted model, not a curated record. Bases 105 to 4487 code for a protein of 1460 amino acids.
UCACACACACAUUUACACACACAUAUUUAUAGACACACAUGCUGACAUACAUGUCCGUUCCGUCUCUUUCACUUUAAUCAUAAUCACUUACUUUUUCUCUAAACAUGGCUCCGAAGAAGAAGCAACAGAAGCAGAAAUCAUCGUCCUCGUCUUCUUCAUCGAAGAGCAAAUCUCAAUCUUCAUCGAGCGGUCCAAAACUCCAGAUUUCGGCCGAGAACGAGAGCCGACUUCGCCGGCUCUUGCUCAACUCCGGCAGGGCCUCGCCGUCUCCGAAUGAAGUUCCGGUGGAAGACACGCUCUCUAAAGCCCAAAAGGCCAAGAAACUUCGGUCCAUUUACGAGAAGCUUUCUUGCGAAGGCUUUUCAGACGAACAUAUUGAGGGCGCUCUUUCUGCUCUCAAGGAGGCUGCUACUUUUGAGGCUGCUCUUGAUUGGUUAUGCUUAAAUUUGCCUGGGAAUGAGCUUCCAUUGAAGUUUUCUAGUGGGACUUCUCUCCAUACAAAUGGAGGUGGUUCCAUUGGCAUCGUAUCAACUGCACGAGAAGAUUGGAGUCCUUCACUGAAUUCAUCGGCUAAGAUUGAGGAAGAAAGACCUGAAAUUUCUGUUAGAGUGAAGGGACGUUCAGAUGAUGUUGCUCUGGAUUCUUGCCAGCCAUCUCAAGCAGAUUGGAUCCGACAAUAUGUGCAACAACAGGAAGAGGAUGAAUCCGGAAGUUGGGAAGAUGAUGUAAUUGGCAAAGGUUCCAUUGAGAAGGUCCCAGAACCAAGGCUUCGCUAUGAUUCCAUUGUCAAAGAUUAUCAAAGUGCACGAUUAGAAGCUAUAAAUGCCAAAGAGAGAGGUGACAAGAAAUGUCAGGAACAAGCCAGCCAACUUAUCCGCAAACUCAAGCAAGAGAUGUCUGACCUAGGACUAUCAGAUGAUGUCUUGGCAUCCGGGUUUGAAAGUCCUUUGUGUCGUGCCUCUGAGGACACAUCUCAUGAUUCCAUGCAUUACGAGCAUGCUGAAAUGGAUAGUGUAUGCAAUGAAGAACAUAUUAUAGCAUCUGUAGUGCAUGCGGUUGAAUCAGAAACUGAUGGAAAUGUUAUGGAUAGCUGCAGCUCAAAGCAGUUUUCAACUGAAAACAAUGUCCCUAGUGUUCCUGAUCAGGAUAAGAUUGCUUUAGAAGAGGAAUCAGGAGAUGUGGAGAUUGGUAAUUUCUUCUCAGAAGACAUCUCACCUUCUGAAGUUUUACCUUCUGAAGUCGUGAAAUUACAAAAGGCAGGGAAAAUGAGAGAAUUCUCUAGUGGGAAAAACUUAGAGAAAUUGGAGGGCAUUUGGAAGAAGGGUGAUGCACGAAAAAUUCCUAAGGCUGUUCUUCAGCAACUAUGUCAAAAAUCAGGGUGGGAUGCACCAAAAUAUAAUAAAGUGCCUGGGAAAGAAAAUGGCUCGAGUUAUGCUGUUACUGUGGUGCGUAAAGCUAGUGGUAGGGGUAAGAGCAGAAAAGCUGGAGGGCUUAUUACUCUUCAGCUUCCUAAUCUGGAUGAAACUUUUGGAUCUCAUGAGGAUGCACAGAAUAGAGUUGCCGCUUUUGCUCUCUUUCGCCUGUUUCCUGAUAUACCUGUUCAUCUUCUAAUCACAGAGCCGUAUGCUUCGCUUGUUCUACAGUGGGAGGAAGGGGAAUUAUCAACCAAGAAAGUGGACAGCGAGGAAGAUCGAAGAGCUGGGUUCGUGGAUUCACUAUUAAAUGAUGACAGCUCCGAAUUAAUUUCUGCUGAUGCCUUGAAUAGCUCUCUUCAAGAAAAGUUUCAAAAGCCUCUUGUUCAAGAAAAUAUUGAUCCAACUGCUGGUGAUGUUCUAAAAGCUGAAAAUCUUUACUAUUAUAAAGAAGCAGAGAGUUCUUAUCUCAGACGGGAACAAGAGAAUAAAAAGAAAAUGAGAAGAUACAAGGACAUGUUAGGAUCUAGAGCUACACUACCCAUUGCUGAAUUGAAGGCUGAUAUAUUGCAACUACUGAAGGAGAAUAACGUUAUUGUUGUUUGUGGGGAAACAGGUUGUGGAAAGACAACUCAGGUUCCACAAUUUAUAUUGGAUGACAUGAUUGAAGCUGGUCGUGGUGGACACUGUAGCAUUGUAUGUACACAACCAAGGAGAAUAGCGGCUAUUUCUGUGGCUGAGAGAGUUGCUGAUGAACGGUGUGAAUCUUCACCCGGAUCACAUGGUUCUUUGGUUGGUUAUCAAGUUCGUCUUGAUAGUGCACGUAAUGAAAAGACAAAGCUUUUAUUCUGCACAACUGGCAUUCUUCUGAGGAAAUUUGCGGGGGAUAAAAAUUUGACUGAUGUUACUCAUGUCAUUGUUGAUGAAGUGCAUGAACGUUCUCUCUUGGGUGAUUUUUUACUCGUUGUUUUGAAGAAUUUGAUUGAGAAGCAGUCUGCUGAUGGAUCACAAAAAUUGAAAGUUAUUCUUAUGUCGGCAACAGUUGAUUCGGAUCUUUUUUCAAGAUACUUUGGUCACUGCCCAGUAAUUACAGCACAAGGCCGAACACAUCCUGUGUCAACAUACUUUCUUGAGGAUAUAUAUGAAAGUACUAACUACCGCCUUGCUUCAGAUUCUCUAGCCACUAUAAGAUAUGGGACGUCCAAAAAGGAGAAGAAUGGUCCUAUUACCAACCACAGGGGGAAGAAAAAUCUUGUCUUAUCUUCUUGGGGUGACGAAGCUUUGCUGUCCGAAGAUUGUAUAAAUCCUUACUAUGUUCCGAGCAAUUAUCAAUCAUACAGUGAGCAAACGCAACGGAAUUUGAGAAGGUUGGAUGAAGAUAUUAUUGACUAUGAUCUUCUUGAAGACUUGGUAUGUUACAUUGAUGAAACUUAUCCUGAGGGUGCCAUACUGGUUUUCUUACCCGGAGUUUCGGAAAUUUACAUGUUACAUGAUAAACUAGCUGCUUCUUACCGAUUUGGUGGAUUAUCUUCUGAGUGGCUUCUUCCUUUACAUUCCUCGGUAGCACCAGUUGAUCAAAAAAAGGUGUUUCUAAGACCUCCCAAUAAUAUACGUAAGGUUAUAAUAGCCACAAAUAUUGCUGAGACUAGUAUCACAAUAGAUGAUGUGGUAUACGUUAUCGACUCUGGAAAACAUAAGGAGAAUCGUUAUAAUCCACAAAAGAAAUUGUCAAGCAUGGUUGAAGAUUGGAUAUCUCGAGCAAAUGCAAAGCAACGUCGAGGAAGAGCUGGACGUGUAAAACCGGGGAUCUGCUUUUGCUUGUAUACACGCCAUAGGUUCGAGAAACUCUUGCGCGCAUUCCAGAUACCCGAGAUGCUGCGGAUGCCAUUAGUAGAAUUGUGCUUACAAAUUAAAUUACUUUCACUUGGUAACAUAAAGCCAUUUUUGUCGAAGGCUCUGGAACCUCCAAGGGAAGAGGCUAUGAACUCAGCAAUUUCAUUGCUAUAUGAGGUUGGUGCCAUUGAAAGGGAUGAAGAGUUGACUCCCCUUGGGUAUCAUUUGGCGAAACUUCCAGUUGAUGUAUUGAUUGGAAAGAUGAUGUUAUAUGGUGGAAUAUUUGGUUGCUUAUCACCCAUUCUCUCUAUUUCGGCAUUUUUGAGCUACAAGUCUCCAUUUGUAUAUCCAAAAGACGAGAGGCAAAAUGUUGAAAGAGCAAAGUUGGCACUCUUGACUGAUAAGCCAGACAGUGCAAACAAUUCAGAUGAUGGUAACCGGCAAUCUGACCACUUAGUGAUGAUGAUUGCAUAUAAGAAAUGGGAGAAGGUACUGCAUCAGGAAGGAGUUAAAGCUGCACAACGUUUUUGCAAUUCUUAUUUUUUAAGCAGUUCAGUUAUGUACAUGAUAAGAGACAUGCGAAUACAAUUUGGAACGUUGCUAGCGGACAUCGGACUCAUUGAUCUUCCAAAGAAUCAUCAGAUUGAGGGGAAGAAGAAAGAAAAACUUGACAGUUGGCUUUCUGAUAUGUCGCAACCGUUUAAUAUGUGUUCACAUCAUUCUUCAAUUGUGAAGGCAAUAAUAUGUGCAGGUUUAUACCCUAAUGUAGCUGCCACUGAAGAAGGCAUUUCUGGAGUAGCUCUUGGUACACUUAAACAGUCUGCAGCUCCUCCAACAAUGGGGCAUCCUUCCUGGUAUGAUGGGAAAAGAGAAGUUCACAUACAUCCUUCUUCUAUCAACAGCAGUGUAAAAGUAUUUCAAUACCCAUUUCUCAUCUUCCUUGAAAAGGUGGAAACAAAUAAGAUAUUUCUGCGGGAUACUACAAUCAUCUCCCCGUACUCUAUAUUGCUUUUUGGUGGAUCCAUAAAUAUUCAACAUCAGACUGGAAUAAUCACUAUAGAUGGUUGGUUAAAAUUAACAGCACCAGCCCAAAUUGCCGUCCUCUUCAAGCAACUCCGUUUAACUCUUCUAUCUGUCCUCAAAGAGCUUAUUAGAAAGCCUCAGACGGCAAGCGUGGUUGAUAAUGAAGUUGUCAGGUCAAUAAUCCAUUUGUUGUUAGAAGAAGACAAAUCCCAAAAGUGAUAUAGUGGCCAAUCAUGGAGGUACACCUAUACAUAAUAUGGCAAGUGUGGUUAAUAAUGAAGUUGUCUGGUCAAUAAUUCAUUUGUUGUUAGAAGACUACAAACCCCAAAAGCAAUGUAGUGGGGUCAAUCAUGGAGAUUCAUGAAGGUGCACGUUUGUCAUUGCGCAGGAUGAACAUGAUGACUGACCUGUUUAUGUAAAUGGUCGUCUUCAUACAUUUGAUAUCUUAUAUCCGAAACCACAAUACGUGACCCGUACUCAGAGGAGUUGAUUUGAGGACGUUCCAUUGGCAAAUCAAAUUAUAAUUCAGGUUAUUGACAUGCAUGCUCCACUUGUUUUGUAACUUCAAUAUGUAACUUCAAUAUAGGUUUUACUCUUCCACCAUUAGCCACCAUUAGCGGGAAAAUAUGUGGUUCUUUGCAAUUCCAUAGUUUUUGCUUCUGCUGAGGGCUUACGCUAGGUGCUUGACUGAAAUAUCCAUAGGAGUAUCAACCAGUCUUAGCACCUGGCAGACCAAUCUCAGACACAAGAUCAAGAACAUAUUUUCGUUGAGAUAGGGAGAUGCCCUUGUAAUUAGUGAUUGAUUCCGCGUCUAACUACUUCUCUUUCUUAUGUAAUUUUGAUAAUUCAUAUAAAAAUUACCAAUGCCCUUUAGUGUUUUGCACUUUUUUUAAUGACAAAGUUGAACGUUGUCAAUCAUC